This is a messenger RNA of Perca flavescens (yellow perch), 3638 nucleotides long. RefSeq names its product DDB1 and CUL4 associated factor 12 (gene dcaf12). The coding region runs from base 340 to 1776 and encodes 478 amino acids. The transcript is spliced from 9 exons. The record is from RefSeq and is a predicted model, not a curated record. Gene Ontology annotation, cellular component: Cul4-RING E3 ubiquitin ligase complex. Gene Ontology annotation, molecular function: protein binding. NCBI's taxonomy places the organism in Eukaryota, Metazoa, Chordata, Actinopteri, Perciformes, Percidae.
UUAAUUUGUGUGCGGCUGCGCGCUGCUCAAUGCUUUCGCCGUUGCUGACGCGAGUGGUCAGGGAAACGGAGUGUGUGUAGCUACUCUCUGGCAGCUAGCUAGUUAACGAAGGCCAGAGUGUAGUAUUAGUUGGGAGCCUAGGGGACAAGGUAAUGAUAGUGAGUCAGCGGCAAUAACCAGCUUGUUACCAACCUCUCUCCCGUAUGUGAUCGCCCUUGCUCGUCGUCGGACGCUGCCAGCGAGGGCCAAGGAACAAAAUAGCAUAUCGCCAUUAUAUGAUCCAGUGUCCAGCGUCACUUUUACCCUCCAUGUGGGUGAGGGAACUGUGUGUAUCAGAUUAUGGCGAGAAAAACAGUUAGCAGGAAAAGGAAGGCAGGAGAGCCCAAAGACCAACAACAGCUGGGCUGGUGUCAAGCGCCACACAAGCGGAGCCGUGUUUCUUGUUCAUCACGUCACGCCCAGCAGUGGUGGUGCAGUCGGCGCUCGGUGGUAUGUGCUCUCCGGGGGCGGGAGUUCAGACCUCAACAGCAGCACGAGUUGCGGCUCCAGCGGAGCCUUCAGGGUUUUGCAGCUGGCAGGCUCCCCGGCAUCCUCAAGGAGAGGGAGUUCUCCCUGGGGCGACUCAACAAGGUGUUUGCUUCACAGUGGCUCAACCACAGGCAGGUGGUGUGCGGGACCAAGUGCAACACGCUUUUUGUAGCUGAUGUCCUGACGGGGCAGAUAACUCGCAUUCCCAUGCUGAAGGACAGGGAGUGUCAUGGUGGAGGCUCUGGGGUGGCGGGGCGGCAUUACCACCCCAUAGCAGGCUCUCGUGCCCGGCUGGACCAGCAGGGUUGUGGGAUCCACGCUAUUGAACUCAACCCCUCCAGAACACUGCUAGCCACCGGAGGAGACAACCCCAACAGCCUGGCCAUCUACCAGCUGCCCACACUGGACCCUGUUUGUGUGGGAGAUGAAGGUCACAAUGACUGGAUCUUCUCCAUAGCAUGGAUUAGUGACAAUAUGGCGGUUUCUGGGUCCCGAGAUGGCUCCAUGGGCCUGUGGGAGGUGACGGAGGACGUAAUGAGCCAGGCUGAACGCAGUCAGAAUGAGGAGGCAGUACCUUCAUACGCCCACAUCUCCCACCGUGCCCUCAAGGACAUCCCAAAGGAGUACACCAACCCAUACAACUGUAAAGUCCGUGCACUGGCCUUCAACAACAAUCAUAAAGAGCUGGGCGCUGUGUCUUUGGAUGGCUAUUUCCACCUCUGGAAAGCUGAGCACAACUUGUGCAAGAUACUCUCCACCAAGCUGCCUCACUGCAAAGAGAAUGUGUGUUUGGCAUAUGGACAGGACUGGUCAGUGUACGCGGUGGGUUCUCAGGCCCAUGUUUCCUUUCUGGAUCCACGGCAGCCUACACACAGCAUCAAGUCCGUCAAUUCCAGAGAGCGGGGAAGCGGGAUCCGUUCAGUGAGUUUCUACGAGCAUAUUGUUACAGUGGGCACCGGCCAAGGUUCCCUUCUCUUCUAUGACAUCCGGGCCCAGAGAUUCUUGGAGAACCCUUUGAAUCCAGCCGGAGGGUACCGGAAGUGCCCAGGAGAUGGCAUCCUCAAACUCUCUACAGGGAAAGGCUGGCUGAAUCACGAUGAGACGUGGAGAAGUUACUUCUCAGACAUUCAUUCCUUCCCCAACGCGGUGUACACCCACUGCUACGACGACUCUGGCACCAAGCUGUUUGUAGCGGGUGGGCCACUCUGUUCUGGCCUGCACGGCAACUACGCAGGACUGUGGAGCUAGCCUCUUCGUCUUCUCCCUCACUCUGUCACUACAUCCUCGUCCAGAUUUAUUCCUAACCAGUCCCUCCAUCCCUCUUCUUCUACAAGUUACUCUGUUUUACUCACACAUGGACUCAGGAGCAUGAUCUUGCCCCCCCACAGUAUCACAGCUUUGAAUAUUGUGUGUUUGUGUCCACUUUUACACUAUACCUUUCUCCUCCAAUUAUUCCUUUACUCCUUCCACCUCAGCUACUCAGUUGUUGUUAUUUUUUUUAUAUGAAAAUGUACAAACAAUUAACUAGUAAUUUUCAAGAGCUGCAAAGUCUGCCACUGAGGAACUCGGAAGACUUUUGAAAAAAACAUUAAGAAUAAAGUAAUACGUGUUCUCAUCAUUUAAAACAUCCAACCCGCAGGAAUUAGGCUCUGGUCUUUUGCAGGCUUGUUUUUGUAUGUAAGAAUAGUGUUUACCGCUGCUUCCUCUGUGUGUCUUUGUGAAAUAUCUGUGGAAUUUUUCUCCCCAAAGUUCCUUUUCAGUCUCUCACUGAAAUGGAUGGCAAUAAAAGAGAGGGAGAGAGGAAGGACUGAAGAGACAAUUCAUUUUGAAGGACUGAACCCGAGUGCAGUUUGACGUUUGAUAAAGAAUAUUAACUGGUUGGAACAGUGCGCCCUGUCCGACAAGAAUCACAAAGAACUUCUCUCUUUUCCAGGCAGAAGUAAAAAAUUAAGAAGCCAAUCAAAAUGGGACUUUGUGUUCAUAUUUUUUCUCACUGAGAUGAUGUAAAGGAGGAACAUUUAGAUUGCUGAAUGCAGUGUUCUGCUCUGAAUUAAUCCCAACAAAUGCAUAUUUUAUUUGUGACUGUGUGUGAUUUGACAGGCAAACCCCUGCUGAUAUUCUAAUUUGCUUUAUUUGUAUUUAUUUUCACUUUUUCUCUGUCACAUUUAUUCGGUUGGUCAGGGGUGUUUAUAUCUGCUUCUUUUAAAGGAUGUAUUGUUUCUUUGGCAUCGCUUAUGUUCCUGUGACCAGAAUGCUUUCAGCAGAUUUGUCUAUUAGUGGUGUUAAAAUUCUGAUCUGUAAAUGUUCUGGUGUUACUAGAGAAUUUUAAGUCUUGAUAGCAAGUUGAAUAUCAUCAAAUAUGAUGAUUGAUAGAUUGAGGAGCUUUUUAAUGACUGGGUUACAUCCACCCCCCCCCCGUGAUUCUCCUCCACAGGAACUUGGGAGAAGAUCUGUAGUAGUUCACUUUAAUCUUCUCAGCCAUCCAGCAAGAAGGAUGCAUGGAGAACUCAAGAGAAUUUUUGGACUCAACCCUAAAGUUAGAUGCUGCAGGCACAUACAUUUGUUGUGACCGUUGUAAAACGUUAUUUUUUUUUUUUCCUUUUUUUUUUUUUUUUCUUUUUGUACCAAGGAUUGAGUGAUUCUACUCUAUUCCUGUUUGGUAGAGUCAGGGUAGGCUUGAGUUAUGUUUUUGCCUUCCUUGGGUCUUUCUGUGAAAGACUGCCACAGGCGAUCAUAGUUUUCCUUUUCUACAUGGAACUUUUCUCCAGUUUUCAUGAUAAUGACCUAUUGAAAAGAGAAGCCCCAAUUACGACCACAAAUUGAGCAAUUAACCAACACUUGUAAAGUGUAUUUUAUAUAUAAAUGUGUAUAUGUAUGUGUAAAAUACAUAGGGACAAUUGCAUACAUUUUUAUGUAUAUGUCUGAGGAAGUGUGUGGAUUGAUCGGUCUAUUUGGUGAUGCCCUGUUUUUUUAUACAUGCCUCAUGAAUGUUUUUACAAAUGACUGAAUCUGAGGAUAUUGUAAGAUAUAAACAUCUGGGGGGAAAACAAGCUAUUAAAUCUUUUAAAAAAAGAGGACAUAAUAAAAAUAAAAUGUAUAUUGAUGUAACA